AUGAUCCGUUGGAUUUCGCUAGCUCUGAUCGCGGCCGCUUGGGCGACAUUCACCUUAGCCUCCGAUGGAAGGCAAUAUGUCGCGAUAGACCCGACCUCAACGCCUUCGUGUGGACCAUACCAGGAUUUUAACAACUGUGGAACGGCGUGUCCGAUGACCUGCAAAAACUAUUUCAAUCAAGUUAAUGCGACCUGUGCUCCCGUGUGCGUUCCAGGUUGUUUCUGCAAACCCGGCUACAUUCUGAACCAUAAACGCAAAUGUGUACCACCGGCACAGUGGCAUCAUGAAAACGCAGGUGAAAGUAGUUCCCAGGCAGCUCAGAUAGUCGAACACAUCUCAUCCUUCAUCAUGGUCCGAUUGAUUUCGUUGGUCUUUUUCGUGUCCGUUUGGGCCGUUUCGCAUCAAGCCGUUGGCCGACAGCUGGUGGCCACUGCUCCCGUUGCUGCUUAUCUGACGCCAAAGGAAACUCCUUCCUGUGGACCUUUCCAGGAUUAUAGCGACUGCGGAACAGCUUGCCCCAUGACCUGCAAUGAAUAUUUCACCAACCCUGGAGAUAAGGUGUGUCCGGCUGUGUGCGUCGCCGGAUGUUUCUGCAAGCCAGGCUACAUCCUGAACCAUUUGGGCAAAUGCGUGAAACCAAUCAAGUGCGAGAAGACAUGCACCUGCACAUAUCUGUAA
Uranotaenia lowii is the source of this 678-nucleotide messenger RNA. Its product is annotated as von Willebrand factor-like. The transcript is spliced from 5 exons. Lineage: Eukaryota; Metazoa; Arthropoda; Insecta; Diptera; Culicidae. The record is from RefSeq and is a predicted model, not a curated record. The coding region runs from base 1 to 678 and encodes 225 amino acids.